AUUAUGCAGAUGUAGUUUCUCGUCUACAGCGCAAUAAGCUACACUCUUUACAUCAAUUUCAAGUUGGAAUUAAUUUUCCAACUUCGGAAAAAAUGAUUGUUCCCGGUGUUGAAAGUUGCAAUAUUGGAAUCUUCGACCUACCGAAUGAACUUCAACUGGAGAUAUUCGACUGUCUAGACUUCAAAAGUCGCUUCGUAGCCUCGAAUGUAUGCCGACUGUGGAAUGCCCUCGCCUUCAGCGGACGGUUCAUGGAUCGAAUAGGUCUUAGUUUGGACAUUACGGAGGAUAGUCUCAAAUCGGUGGUGGCCACGCUGGGCAACAGUGUUAGGAAUUAUCGGCAUGUGGUGAUAAAUUUCAACAACCAAGCAGUUGCAAUGAUGGAUAUGCUCUCGGAAAACAUCGGCGCAAAUGAUGCGCUCGAAAGCUUAGUGCUGUUUGGCAUGGAUAGAAUAGAAUCUGUGCAACUGGUGAUGUUACUGAGCAGUGUUCCUGAUUUAGUGCGGUUAUAUUUGCUAGGAUCAAAGCCGCAAGAAUCGCAACGGGCUUGUUUCACGGAGUUGGGUUUUCGAGAAAUCCCGGCUUCCGAUUAUUACGGUAAUCCAGUUUGGAUGGAUGCCUUAUCGACGGAUUCGCAAAUUGAACUUCAUCACGUCCGAAAGUUGUGUUUGGUUAGUCCGAGCAGAUCUUCAUUGUCGCCUGAAUGCUUUAGGCAGAAAUUUCCCAACCUAACUCAAAUCCAGCUAAUAUGUGACGACCCCAUCAUUGCGACCUUACUCAACGAUUACAGAUGCCAAUUGGAGAGGAUCUCCCUUCUGACACCUUCGAGCUACUUUUUCAUCGCCUUCAGUGAGAUUAUCUUCCUCAAGCUCGCUGACCUCGUUGUGGAUCGGAUGGAACUACACGAUCAGCAUGUGGUCGAAAAAUGCAUCAAAUUCUUCAAAAAUCUUGCUCACUCUCGCACGCUUCGGCAGCUGAUUCUCCAUCCGAAGUUCAUGAUCCGAACACCGAUUUUCUCGACGAUCUGCGCCAACUGCAGCUCGCUCCGGGUACUGGAGCUUAGCUUGGACUACAUGGACGGAGAUGCCCUGAAGGAAGUCACCAAUCUCAAGCACCUGCAAAAACUUUCCCUCCAAGGGACGGCUUAUUUUAGAGAAACGCCCCGCUGGCCCUCCCAGAUCCGGACGUUGAAGGCGGUUCGGAUCUGCGGCAGUCGGUUCCCGAUUAGCGUGCUGGAGUUCAUAGCUGAUAUCGCCCCCAAUCUGGACAGUCUCGCACUGGAGAACCUGGAGCACCCGCAGGAUAUGUUCCGAAUUCUACCCAUGCUGGUCGGUUCCAUUCGACGCUUUGCGAUUGGCUACUCGGAGACGUUCGAGAGACCGCCUUCGUGUCAUCCGUCCGGAUUCCUGCGCAGCAUGGUUGGUUUAGAGAGCUUUAGCUUGCGUAGGGUGGUCAUCAAGCAUGGCAUUCAGGGAUGGCUUCAGGAUGCACCCCACCUGCGGAAGGUCACCCUUAGGGACUGUGACACACUGACUGAUACCCAUCUGGUGAUACUGACGACCAAUUGUCCCAAGUUGAAGGAGCUGGAGUUGCGGCGCUGUUCUGCAGUGACGGCAAGUGGCGUGGCGCAGUUCCGCUCGAAGAUGCCACUGUGCAACGUUGACAGUGAUCAUGAAACAUGAAUUGUGAUAUUGUUUUGUGAUUGUUAUGAAUAAAUAUACUGAUCGGAGACUGUUGGAACGGUUCAUUGCACGUCAUGCACAUCGUAUACACGGUGCUGCUUCUCUGUUCAGCUUCAGCUGUGUUUUAUAAGCUUCACAAUAUCCAUUUUCGUAAUAUAUUUGAUACAACUCGUGGUGCGUGUUCUUCGGUCGGUCGUUUUUAACGUAUGUGAUAACGUAGAACAUUCGGUAAACAGUGGGGACUGAAAGCGAAAAUGAUCCAUUGGAUUUACUCGGCAAUUGUGAAGCCCAGGAUUACUUAUGGUGCAUUGGUCUGGUGGCCAAAAACAAAAGAGAGUGUUGCUCAGAGAAAGUUAGAAAAACUCCAAAGGUUAACAACUCUCUCAAUAACAGGUGCAACGAGAAGUACACCAUCGAAGGCAUUGGAUGCUUUGCUUUAUAUGCUACCAUUGAAUCAAUUUGUACAAUUAGAAGCCGAAAAGUGUGCUCUAAGGAUUACAAGGUCAGUGAAACUCUUUGAAGGAGACCUUAGAGGACAUCUUAGGAUUCUAAAAACUGUUAGUAUCAACUCUCUGGUAAGGAACAACGAAGACUGGAUGGAGAAAAGA
Molecule: messenger RNA, 2287 nt
Organism: Ochlerotatus camptorhynchus
Lineage: Eukaryota; Metazoa; Arthropoda; Insecta; Diptera; Culicidae
Exons: 4
Coding region: 93-1679 (528 amino acids)
Molecular function (GO): protein binding
Source: RefSeq, a predicted model, not a curated record